This is a messenger RNA of Saccostrea cuccullata (small rock oyster), 1066 nucleotides long. RefSeq names its product abnormal spindle-like microcephaly-associated protein homolog. Gene Ontology annotation, cellular component: spindle pole. The transcript is spliced from 7 exons. The record is from RefSeq and is a predicted model, not a curated record. Lineage: Eukaryota; Metazoa; Mollusca; Bivalvia; Ostreida; Ostreidae. Gene Ontology annotation, biological process: establishment of meiotic spindle localization; spindle organization; mitotic cell cycle. The coding region runs from base 149 to 1066 and encodes 305 amino acids. Gene Ontology annotation, molecular function: calmodulin binding.
UUGCUUGUACACAAAUAUUUAACAAUCAUAUUAAAUUGCUUUAUACAAAAUUUAACGGUUGUUGUAACAUAUAAAUUAUCAUUGGCGUUUUAAUAAGUAGCAUGCAUACAUAAUUUAUUUCCUUAUUUAGCUGAAUCAAGAAACCUUUAUGAGUGAGGGGACUGGCUUGCAGACUUUUACAAAGUCAAUUUUGAGGCAAGUAUUCGAAGAAGAGAAAGGGAAACUCGAAAAGGACCUUGCAGAGGAAAUAUGCCUCAAGGCAGCACACAUAAUACUGAAGGAUGGUACAGAGCCAUUCAUGAUGGAUGCAUAUGACCCACGCCAGGUACAGAUCAAAGCAGCGAUUUUCCUCAAAAGUAUAAGGAAGAGAUUCGAAGAAGAACUCAGAAAAAAUCCUGACAUAAAAUUGAACAUCUUUAAUGAAAUGAUGGCAGCAGAAAAGACUGACAAGAAAAACGAAGAAGCAGCAAUAACUGUUCAGUCUUUUAUUCGUAAAUGUAUUGACCAAAAGAGGUAUAAGAAAUUGAAGAAGUCAGCGCGGAUUAUACAGAGUCGCUUUAGAGCAUGCCAUACCAUGAAAGAAACCCAAAAGAAAUACCUUGAUCUGAAAGCAGCAGCUGUGACUAUACAGGCCUGUUAUAGAGGCAAGCGAGUCAGAGGCCUCUACCAAAAACUCAGAACUUCUACUGUACUGCUUCAGGCUGUAUUCAGAGGGUUCCUGGUCAGAAAGCAGUUAAAGGAACGCCGUGCUCUCAUCAAACAGGAAGCAGCAAUUACCGCUCAAUCUUAUGUGCGUCAAUGUAUCGACCAAAAGAGGUAUAGAAAAGUGAAGAAGUCAGCGCGGAUUAUACAGAGUCGCUUUAGAGCUUGCCAUACCAUGAAAGAGACCCGAAAGAAAUACCAUGAUAUGAAAGCAGCUGCUGUGACUAUACAGACCAGUUAUAGAGGCAAGCGAGUCAGAGGCCUCUACCAAAAAAUCAGAACUUCUACUGUUCUUCUUCAGGCUGUAUUUAGAGGGUUCCUGGUCAGAAAGCAGUUAAAGGAACGCCGUGCCCUCAUCAAAUAG